GGGUACCAUCACCUCUCCCACAUUCAUCCUCUAAAUUCGACGGGAUGCCUCAUAAUCCUCACCCAGUCCACGAGGAGACUGAGAGAGAAAGGAAGGCCCGGCUGAAGAGAGCAAUGAGCCUCGACUCACAGAGACGAAAACGGAAGUGUUGCAAAUUCUGGAAAUCCUUUAAGGACUUGUUCAAUGACGAUGAUGACGAUGAAGUAAAUACAUCAGAGUAUUCUGGUCCCCCUACUCCUCCAUUGGUUCCCCCACAUCGAUGGAAAGCUUACGGCUACUGGGCACGCCCCACCCUCAAUGGUGUCCAAGUACAUAAUGCAACACCACGGGUAACACCGCCCAUCAGCCUCGACCCAGAUUACGUCUGGGACUCUCUACGCGGGCCUCAUCAGUCGCCCCACCCAGAAAACUGGCCAGCCCGCGUCAAACACCCUGCUCUUCCUCCCAGACCUCAAGAAUGGUCGAGCCCCCAACCCGGCCAACCUCUCCCAUUCCCCUGGGAAGUCCAACUCAACCCCUUUCUCCAGCACAGAUACAUAGGCAAGACCCUGAUCACCUUCGAUAUAGGCCGCGAACCGUCUGGGAUCAUAUAUACCGAGGCUGAGCCAGCCACGAUCCCCAUGGAUGACUCCGAUCGCGCGCAACCCGCCUCCUGGCCCUUCCUCACACACAUGCACAUUAUCGGCGUGGCUGACGAUCCCGCGCCCAAGUUUCCCUGGCCUAUUAUGGUGUACAACGCACGCGGCAUCACGUGCGGCGACGUGUUUAGCGCGAUCUCGACUAACUUUCAGCAGCAUGUGACUGCUGCUGAGUAUGAUAGUUGGUCAGGGAGGCGUCGGGAGAUGGCUGCGAGAGCCUAUCAUACGAGGGUACGCACGUCUAAUACGUUCAAUCCCCAUGAUAUACCUGGGGAUGACGAUGGACUGCGUCGGAUUGAUUAUAUGGGGGAUAAGAUCAUGUUUCGGGGACUUGAGGCAUCCCCUCGAAAGGACGGCACCUGGCUGAUGUUUGUGGGUCCCCCUUAGUUGUGAACUGGAGUGUCUAUCGUGGAUGUCUGUGUGUGACUAUAUGGAUUGGACUCUUUCUUUUUCUUUUAAUCUCUUGUCAUGCGGGCUAUUGUCUUGGUUGUUCGACGACCUUUUUUUUUUUGCUUGUAUUCUUGCUUUGGGUUACUGCGCAUGUUUUCUUUGUUAUGUUUCUUGUUUGUGCCCUGCAAUGCUGAUUCCGCGUGCCCCAUGU
This is a messenger RNA of Serpula lacrymans var. lacrymans S7.9, 1239 nucleotides long. RefSeq lists its product as uncharacterized. The coding region runs from base 45 to 1025 and encodes 326 amino acids. The record is from RefSeq and is a predicted model, not a curated record. The transcript is spliced from 3 exons. NCBI's taxonomy places the organism in Eukaryota, Fungi, Basidiomycota, Agaricomycetes, Boletales, Serpulaceae.